This is a messenger RNA of Triplophysa rosa, 3819 nucleotides long. Its product is annotated as E3 SUMO-protein ligase ZBED1-like. NCBI's taxonomy places the organism in Eukaryota, Metazoa, Chordata, Actinopteri, Cypriniformes, Nemacheilidae. Gene Ontology annotation, molecular function: protein dimerization activity. The coding region runs from base 1719 to 2510 and encodes 263 amino acids. The transcript has 2 exons. The record is from RefSeq and is a predicted model, not a curated record.
ACGAAUGACACAUGUGAACAUGCCAAGCUCAAUCCAGCUGUCUUUCUCAAACCUUUAAUAGCGUUUAGCUUUUGAAGAACCUUAAGGCAUUUUUACAUGUUCUUUUCUACUUACUUUUUUAAGCCAGUUUUCAAAGUGUGUCUUUCGUUCUCUAGUUUUGCAUGUGAUUGCUUUUGAAGCCUCAACUCACCUGUUUCUCUGAUGGCAGAAAUGAUUGCCCAUUUGUGCUGUGGGUAACUAGGGUAAACAAACUGCCCAUCACAUGAAACUUAAGCUCUUACCACAGAACCAUGUUAAAAAUACCACAAGCUGUCUGCAUCUAUCGCUCUGGAUCAAUGAAAAUACUAUAGAAAUACAUAACAAUCACAUGUAUGUCUUUCUUAUUACAAAGUAGGCUUGCCGCGAUAGAUGGUGUUCGCGGUUAUACCGGUGUUAAGUCACAACACCGUUACGUCACUUGCCCUACCGUGGCACCGUAUUUAUUCAAAUAUUUAAGUAAGUAAAAUAAACCAUUUAGUUUAGAAGUGAACAGACACUAAUUAAAAAGUGUCUAAUUAAAAACUAAAAUCAGCUGCGCGCGCAAUGCAUGCCGAGCGGCAGUCACGUUGCGCAGAUCAGUGGCAGGAGUCGAGCUGACUAAAAAGAAAGAAUGGCGGAAGAUUUAGUUUCAAAACGCAAUGCAAAAGCGCCUAUUUGGCAGUAUUUUGGAUUCAAACCAAAUGCAAACAUUCAACCUGAAAAUGUUAACGAAGCAAUCUGCAAACUUUGCCUGACGAAGGUGGCAGCAUCCGGAGGAAACACAAGUAAUUUAUACACACACCUUCAAGUGCACCACAAAAAUGAGGCUGCCAAAAUGGGUCCUGCAGCAAAAAAUCGACCGCAGAAGCCAGACGCACAGGUACAGCCAUCAAUUAGUGAUGCAUUUGCGCGACGCACAAAAUAUUAGAGGGACAGUGUGAGGUGGAACAAAUGUACUGAUGCAGUGACUAAAUAUAUCUGCAAAGAUAUGGUGUCGUUCUACACGGUUGAAAAACAGUCUUUCAAAGAACUAAUAAACACACUCGACAGCCAAUAUGAACUGCCUGGGCGUUCAUAUUUCUCCUACACCGCUAUCCUUAGUGCCUACAUCCGUGUCCGGGGUGAGCUGCAACAGGCUAUUUCAACAGUCGAACAUUUUUCACUCUCAACGGACAUGUGGUCGAGCACAAAAAUGACACCUUACAUGUCACUGACGUUCCAUUUUAUUGACACGGAAUGGAAACUGGUGUCAAAAUGCCUCCAAACAAGUUUUUUGCCAGAGGACCACUCUGCCGCUAACUUGGCCGAUGCUCUGCAGGUGGCUCUGCAUGACUGGGGGUUAGAAGACAAUAAAGUGUCUUGUAUCACGACGGACAGUGGAAGCAACAUUAAAGCGGCUGUUCGUAAUUUAGGCUGGCCCUGGUUAAGCUUCUUUGGGCACAACCUGAACCUAGCUGUGUCCAACACUAUUGAGAAGAUGGAGAAAGCCCGCACAGACCGUGCCCUAGCAGUUUGUCGUACAAUAAACGGCAUAUUCUCUCACAGCUGGAGAAGGAAAAGGGAGCUGCAGAAAGCCCAGGUCGAGCUUGGCCUCCCCAAACACUCGCUUGUGACGGACUGUGCAACUCGCUGGGGCUCCAAGCAGAAAAUGAUUGAUAGGAUGUUAGAGCAAAGGACGGCCAUCAAUCGAGUUCUUGCUGAUGACCGUAAAUGUGAGCAUCACAUGGCAAGACGAGGAUGUGUUGCAAUCGUUGAACAAAGCGCUGAAGCCAGUGAGCGAGUUCACCGACAUUUUGUCUGGCAAAAAUUAUGUAACUGCAUCAUCUCUUCUCCCUGUGCUGCAUCUCAUUAAAGAGGACACAUUGGCCCCAUCGGAUGAGGAUGGACAACUGACAGCCAACCUAAAAGCCGGCAUAAUUUCAAUCUUAGACGAAAAAUAUGGAGCUCUGCCAGAAGCAAGCCGGCAGCUUAUGCGAAAGGCAACAUUCCUGGACCCGCGCUACCGGGGUGACCACGACCCGCAUGUUGAGGAGACCAAGAAGAUGAUAGAGGAAUUAGCGGUCAUCCUCGGCAGAAGAGCGCAGUCAGCGCAGUCAGCGCAGCCCACAAGAGAGGGAGGAGAAACUGAGGAGGAAACCACCGGCGUCGAGCCACAGGUCAAAAGAAAAAAGACUUUAGCUAGUUUAUUAAAAAGAAAGGCAGGCACUGCUACAGCAAAUCUGACCAUUCCAGAAAAGGUGGUGACAGAACUUGCCGACUAUGCUCAGGAUUCACCCAUCAACACAGAGCAGGAUCCUCUCGUUUGGUGGAAAGAUAAUGAAAGUCGGUUCCCCUUCUUGGCAAAGGUAGCAAAAAAAUAUCUUUGCGUGUGUGCGACAAGCUGCGCAUCCGAGAGGGUGUUUAGUACGAUGGGAAACAUCGUCACCCCCACAAGAUCCCACCUUAAGCCAGAGAAGGUCAACAUGUUGAGUUUCCUGGCAAAGAACAUGUAAACUGCAAGCAAGCCAAUUUAGUUUUUUUUAUUUUUUAUUUUGAAAAGACUGCUGACUUGCCAUUUAUGUAAGGUGAUUUUGGAAGUUUUUUUUACUUUCGUUUAUUACUUAUUUGGUUUUACCUUAUUUAAUUAAAAAAAAAUAUUUAGUCCCAUUUUAUUUCCUCAUUCGUUUUAAAAAACGUUCUAAUAGGCUACGUGAUAAACGUUCUAUUAUUUAGGCUACUUUGUUCCACACCACAGUUUGCUGAUUUUCUGUUUUUUUAGCCUAUAUAGCAUGGUGUAUUUUUAUUCAUUAUAUUAAUAAAAGUUUGUUGUUUCAUAUAAGUGAGUUUGAAUUUUUUCCCCCUGUAUUGUUGUAGUUUAUUCAAGCAUUGACGCCGAAUUGGCAAUACACGCUAAUUCAAAAGUGAAAUGCACACAUAGUUUGCUGAUUUUCUGUAUUAUUCAGCCUAUGUAGCAUGGUGUAUUUUUCUUUGUUAUAUUAAUAACAGUUCGUUGUUUCAUAUAAGUGAAUUUUUGUUUUCCUGUAUUGUUGUUUAUUCAAGCAUUGACGCCGAAUUGGCAAUUAACCGCUAAUUCAAAAGUGAAAGUGAAAUGCGCACAGGCAUAGGCUAUUUAAAAGCGAAGGAAAAGAGGGAAACUCCAACGAACACAACACCCCCCCCCCCCGGUGAUAUCGGUAUUACCGGUGUCGUCACUUAUUGAUAAACUGGUGGGAAAAUUUCCUCACCGUCACAACCCUAUUACAAAGGUAUAUAAAACAACCGAUUAGCUCAUAUUAUAUCAAUUACAAUUUAUCUCACACAAUAAUCUGGUCCAAAUACAUACCAGAGCAGAUGCGAGAUGAGAAACACACCCUGAGGUUAGGAAGCAGCUCGCAAUUUACCCAAACAAUGAAAACAACGCCUGCACGAGUUCAGUGAACAAACCCCUAUGUGCACAAUGCAGCCUGACUAACUAAAAAGAGUCGCUAAAAAUAGAUGUUAUAAUUCAAUAAUUAACUAUAAUCAAUAAAUUACAUUUUAGUAAUGUCUAAUAUUUUCAUUACCUGGCAGUGACGAGUUGCUUCGCAACACAAUGAUUAGCCAUUCAACAACAUGACUUGCUGACACUAACUUAGUAGGUCAAUAUACAAAACUUUAUCACGUUUAAUCACGUUUCGCAUCUUUUACUUUUUCCAUCUAAAAUAGUCUAACAUGUUUAGCAAGACAAUAACAAAGAUUUAGGCUUGGCAAACUUGAUUUCCAACAAUGCUGUGUUUUAAAAUCUGCAAUUCAUAACACACAAGUAUGCUACGCUUUCUUAGU